AAGAAGAAGAAGCUGUUUCGUGAAUGCUAGACCAGAGCAGCUGCUUGCCGAGGUUUGUGUCCAGGAAUCUGACUAUCAUGGCGUUGUUAAAGCAAAGUUGCUAUGUAGCAGGUCGCUUUUCCACAGGCCACCUAUCGUUAAGUCCCAGAUCGACCCCACAUGUGUACACAAGCUGUCUGACCACUGCAGUCAAGUCAUCUGCAGACAGGGAGGACAGGAAGAAGGAGCUUCAGAGCCAGGACGGCCCCGCGCUGCAGGACUUUAUUUCCGGGGAACUCUCUGAGAAGAGCAAGUGGGCGGAAUACAGAGGAAACCUGAAGAGACAGAAGGGGGAGAGGCUGAGGCUCCCUCCCUGGCUGAAGACGGAGAUCCCGAUUGGAAAGAACUACAACAAACUGAAGAACACGCUGAGAGACCUCAGCCUCCACACGGUGUGUGAGGAGGCCAGGUGUCCAAACAUUGGAGAAUGUUGGGGUGGAGGAGAGUAUGCCACAGCUACAGCCACCAUCAUGCUAAUGGGAGACACCUGUACCCGGGGAUGCAGGUUUUGCUCGGUGAAGACAGCCCGUCAGCCCCCUCCUCUGGACCCAGAUGAGCCCAACAACACAGCCAAGGCUAUUGCAGCUUGGGGGCUGGACUACGUGGUUCUGACAUCAGUUGACAGAGAUGAUAUUGCUGAUGGAGGGGCAGAACACUUUGCCAAAACUGUUUCUAGCCUGAAGGAGAGAAACCCUAACAUCGUGGUCGAAUGCCUGACUCCUGAUUUCCGCGGUGACCUGGCGUCUGUAGAGAAGAUCUCCCUGUCAGGUUUAGAUGUUUACGCCCACAAUGUGGAGACAGUGCGAGAGCUGCAAAGGUAUGUUCGGGACCCCAGAGCAAACUUCGACCAAUCCCUGAGUGUGCUGAAACACGCCAAAAAGGCCAAACCCAGCUUGCUCACUAAGACCUCCAUCAUGCUGGGACUGGGGGAGAGCGACCAGCAGAUAAUCAACACUAUGACUGAGCUGAGAGCGGCAGGAGUGGACUGUCUAACCCUCGGUCAGUACAUGCAACCCACAAAGCGCCAUCUAAAGGUGGAGGAAUACGUCCCCCCGGAAAAGUUUGCUUACUGGGAGAAAGUUGGGAACGAUAUGGGCUUUGCGUACACAGCCAGUGGGCCGCUGGUUCGAUCUUCCUACAAAGCAGGUGAAUUCUUCUUGAAGAAUCUACUGAAGAAGAGAGCAGAAAUCAGUGCAGCAGAACCAGAAGCUUCAUAAAACAGCUCAAUUACUGUUUUUCUUCUGGUGAUAUGACACAGCGAUCCAUUGUUUUCAGCAGGAAAUCCACUGAUCAGGAGGUAUUCAACCUUAGCUAACCUGUGACCUAAAAACUACACCAAAAGGAGCUUAGAGACGGUUUUUUUUUCCCGUUUCUCCUGGGAUACGAGUUUUUCCCCGUGUCCAGCUGUAGCCACCCUGAAGGGCUGCCUGGUUUGAGGACGAUCAAAGAGAAACAGAUGAGCCAUAAAAACUCUGCCCGCUGAAAAUACAACCUGCUGGGAGCAAAAGCUGCACAUUUCCAUGCGUGUUCUUCAGAAGCUCCUAAAUCACCAGCUGCAGCCUCCACCAACUGGACAUGGAGUUUAAAGCUCUUGAUGUUUCCUGCUUUAUUUCUGAAUACAGAAAAAUAAGUAGUGUGUGAUCAGAGAAAUCUCUGUUGUACUCUUGAAGUGUUUUCUGUCUGUCCUUCCAACAUGUAGAGGGAAAUUAAAAUGUCUACUUGAUACACUGGAAUGAGAUGAAACUUACAUGUGAGAUUUAAGCUGACAAAGGCAGAUUUAUUGGAAUUGUAAAAAGUAUAUUUGUAUCUUCAGUACAAAUAAAAGACUUGGAUUUUAUUGCAUUGGCCCUUUAGGUGAACACUGGUGCAGAAGAUAAACAUACAGCAACAUGAUUUAUAAAAAUACCUUUCAUAAAACUAUGUAUUUAAUAGUACUUAAUUAUACAGUAAGUUAUGUAAGAAGACUCGUGUUUAUAGUGUUGUUCUAAAAAAUAAAAAAAACGUUAUCUGA
Messenger RNA from Girardinichthys multiradiatus, 2050 nucleotides. RefSeq names its product lipoic acid synthetase (gene lias). Gene Ontology annotation, molecular function: lipoate synthase activity; 4 iron, 4 sulfur cluster binding. Gene Ontology annotation, cellular component: mitochondrion. The record is from RefSeq and is a predicted model, not a curated record. Lineage: Eukaryota; Metazoa; Chordata; Actinopteri; Cyprinodontiformes; Goodeidae. The coding region runs from base 24 to 1256 and encodes 410 amino acids. The transcript has 11 exons. Gene Ontology annotation, biological process: lipoate biosynthetic process.